Molecule: messenger RNA, 879 nt
Organism: Phytophthora megakarya
Lineage: Eukaryota; Oomycota; Peronosporomycetes; Peronosporales; Peronosporaceae
Source: the annotation of a GenBank genome assembly
AUGAGGCAGAGCGCAACAGUGGCUUACCGUCUACAAGGGAACGGCAAGGCUGAGAGAACGCUGUACGUUGCAGACGUCAACCAGCAAGACUUGGACGACUAUGCGGAGCGGCUGAUGUUUGCGCUGAAUACGGCACACGAUCAAGUGAGGGGAGAAACGUCGUUCUUCCUAGUCCAUGGAUGGUACCCGCGGUCGACACUGGAAGCGGUUGUAUCGGUGGGAUCGACACGCCGUCGUGACUGCGAUGCACGGAGAUGGAGAUAUCACAUACAGGGACAGUACCGCAGAGCCAGGGAAGCAGUCAACGAGAAUCUACGCGAUGCGAUCAAAUCUAGGACUGACCAGCACAACGAAAACGUUAGACCGCACCGGAUUGAGGAAGGCACACAGGAAGGUUACGCCCGCAAGCGUGCACACAUGUGGCAUGGACCGUUUCGCGAAUCCGAGCUGAUCGGCAAUCACGCAGCCCGUCGCCAGACCGCCGACUCAGGGUAUCGCUUCUUCCCGAUAGUACACCUGUCGAAGCUGAAGCCAGUACGGACAUUCCCAGACCGACCAAAGGUUAUUUUGAACACCGAAGACGAUGACCGGGUAGAUUUUGAUGAGGAAUUGUUGCCAGACGAUAGCUGGGAAACUCCACUGGGUGAAGACGAAUUCGAAGUAGAACGGAUCACGGAUGUGCGGUCAGGGAGACGCACCCGCUAUGGGCGGGUGCACCGAGAAUUCCAGGUCUAUUGGAAAUGCUAUGACCAACCGACAUGGGUGGACGAAACCGACCUCAAUUGCGCCGCUUUGCUGUACGAAUAUGAGCGCGGACGCACCAGCCGUAACCGCUUCAAUGUGAUGCAAUCAAAUGAAGAAGGGAUUAACGCUGAGUAA